This is a messenger RNA of Vanrija pseudolonga, 1023 nucleotides long. RefSeq lists its product as uncharacterized. The transcript has 2 exons. The record is from RefSeq and is a predicted model, not a curated record. Bases 1 to 1023 code for a protein of 340 amino acids. Lineage: Eukaryota; Fungi; Basidiomycota; Tremellomycetes; Trichosporonales; Trichosporonaceae.
AUGACAACGCUCGACCACACAUCCUACCCAGACAUCCUGGACCGCAUCAUCUCCCUUUCGCCGGACGACGUCCUCCCCCAACUGCGCCUGGUGUCGCGGUACUGCCGGGACGCGGUGGACGCAAGACGGCUCUCCCACGCCGUGCUGGAGGCCAAUCCUCGUCGCGACUGCCCGCCCUUGUUCCCGAGCAGAAGCGACGACGUGGACCGUUCAUGGCCGUUCCUCCUCUCCCUAGCGGGCACGCGGCUGCCAUACCUCCCGCACCUCGUCCAUACGCUUGACCAACGCGCCGCCGCCCACCCCAGCAAGCAGCUCUCGAACGACUUCAGCCUGCAUACCCUCCGCCGCAUGCGUGGCGCGUACGUCGACCCCGUGGGCUACCUCUUCCCCGAGCCGCACUUCCAGCCUCGCGCGCGAACAAUAGUGGACUUUAUCGAGGUCAUCCGGGUGCGGUUCGCGGAGGGUGAUGGGCCGCAGGCGCGGCAAUACGUCGACAGCACACUGCACGCGACAGAAAGCUAUGUUCUCCACCUGCGUGUCGUGCAUGCGGGCGCGCGCCCACCAGCUAUCACGGUGCGCAAUGCCCUCGGCGCGACGCGCUUCACCCUGGUCCUCUGGCACGGCCACGAUGCGCCGCUCGAGCUGCCCCAUCUCGGCGUCUACUCGGCCCUCGAGACCUUCCUGCGCGAGUGGGACGGCGGCGAGGUAUCCAUCACGCUCGUCGGUAUGGAGGUCGCGGCACCGGAAAGCCGUCCAGAGGCCUCCUGGGCAGCGGGCGGAAGCACCGCCCAAGCGCUGUGGGACGGGUGGAUGGCGUAUCUCGCCGACGAAGCGUACGUCGAGAUCGACGAGCGACCCGUGUUCCUCAGGGAUGCUGCGCUUGUCGAGCAAGUCAGGCGCGUGUUCAGGGUCGUCACCUACGCCCAGUGGUGGGCCGAGCUUGGGAGCCGGAGAGAGGUCGAGGGGGUGUGGCCGACCGAGGCCAGCUUCGAAGAGGACGACGAUGGAGAGUUUAUCGUCUGA